Tilletiopsis washingtonensis is the source of this 906-nucleotide messenger RNA. RefSeq lists its product as hypothetical. Gene Ontology annotation, molecular function: magnesium ion transmembrane transporter activity. The transcript has 4 exons. The annotation marks the transcript as partial. The record is from RefSeq and is a predicted model, not a curated record. NCBI's taxonomy places the organism in Eukaryota, Fungi, Basidiomycota, Exobasidiomycetes, Entylomatales. Gene Ontology annotation, cellular component: plasma membrane. Gene Ontology annotation, biological process: magnesium ion transmembrane transport; intracellular magnesium ion homeostasis.
UGGUGGCUGGAUAUCAAUUGUCCGACGUAUCUCGACAUGACAGAGCUCAGCAAGAUGUUCCCUCUGCAUCCGCUCACCGUCGAAGACGUGCUGCAGCAGGAGCCGCGCGAGAAGGUCGAAACGUUCGACGCGCUGGGCUACUACUUUGUCAUCGUCGAGGGCCUCGAUGGCAAGGCCGGCCUCGAGGGUGUCAGCGUGGGCGGCACGAAUCUCUACAUGAUCGUAUUUAAGCACGGCCUCAUCACGUUCCACUUCGAGGACGUCAGCAAGCACACCGACCGCGUGCGGCGCCGGCUGCUCGACUCGACGCACCCCGCCGAGCUCUCGUCGGACUGGAUCGCGCACGGCCUGUACGACUCUGCUGUCGAUGCCUUCUUCCCGCUGCUGGCGUUCAUCGAGGUGGAGGUCGCCGAGAUCGAACUCGUCACGGCGUUCCUCUCGGACAACGCGCAGGGGCAGAGCAAGCUGCUGCGGCGCAUCACCGAUGCGCGCAAGCUCGUCACGGGCCUCUCGCGCCUGCUGGCGCCGAAGAAUGACGCCGUGCGCGGGCUGCGCAAGCGCCUCGUCGAGCUGCGCGGCACGGGCGCCGGCGCGUCGGAGAUGAGCAUCUACAUGGGCGACGUGCUCGACCACAUUGUCACGCUGCUGGCGCACCUUGCCGAGUCCGAUGCGCGCCUGCACCAGACGCACCACACCUACCUCUCGGCCAUCUCGCUGAACAACCAGCAGGUGGCGCACUCGACGGACGAGAUUCUCAUCGUGCUCGCCACCAUCACCGUGGCCAUCUUUGGCAUGCAGUGCGUGCUCGGCCUCGGCUCGAUGAACGUCGAGGUGCCGCACAACCUGCACGCCGAGGACCGUCCGCCCGGCGAGCCGCCGCGCUACUGGUGGUUCAUCGGCAUCGUC